Messenger RNA from Cutaneotrichosporon cavernicola, 2325 nucleotides. RefSeq lists its product as uncharacterized. The transcript has 6 exons. Gene Ontology annotation, cellular component: ribonuclease MRP complex; nucleolar ribonuclease P complex. Bases 1 to 2325 code for a protein of 774 amino acids. NCBI's taxonomy places the organism in Eukaryota, Fungi, Basidiomycota, Tremellomycetes, Trichosporonales, Trichosporonaceae. The record is from RefSeq and is a predicted model, not a curated record. Gene Ontology annotation, biological process: tRNA 5'-leader removal.
AUGGCUCCCAAACAGCAGAGUAAUUUUGGGCUAUCGAACGGUGCAAAGAAGCCCAUGCGGAGCAUCCAGAAGACCGAGGACCUACUCAAGCACAAUGUGCAUGCAAAGCGGCGGGGUCAAGGGAAGGAACGGGGCGUGCUGAAAGGCCUCCACGACCUGGUAAAGACGUCGAACAACCUACCCGGAUUUGUCUCUGUCGAGCGGUUUGCAGAGACACGCGCUCUGGAAAUCGCCGCCAUGCAGAACGCAAUCAAGGCUGCUUCUGCGUUCUGCUCAUCGCGCGCUUUCCAAUCGCUUCCGAGGCACCUGCGUCGCCGCGCAGCUAGUCAUAAUCCGCGCCGCGUGCCGAAACGUCUGCGGAGCCGCGCUGCCGCCGAGAUUGACCCUGGAGAUAUGACAGACAAAAUCCACCGCAAGAAGGCCAAGCUGCGCGCACGCGGAGACCUGCGAGGACGCAGUCGCACGCUCCAAUUGCGCGCGCGACAGGUACACAAACGCUGGCUGGGGUCGCAUAUCUUCCACGCGAAGCGAUUCCACAUGGCUAACAUCUGGGGUUAUCGCCUGGGAAUGACCCCGACGCUUAAGGGCUUCCGCGCGGCAUACCGUGCCGCGCGUCGGCGCGCGAUCAUGCAGGAUACUAGCUUCGUGGGAGUUAUAGAGCUGCAGGGCACUCAGAAGGACAUCAUCGCCCUUCUCUCAAAAGUCUCGGCGGGGACGUUCACGGGCAAUAAAUACGAUGGAGGGAUGCGCGUGGCCCAUAUCUCCGCCUAUCAUUUUGGCACGUUCCCUCUAGGUCUCAUCGGCCCGGUGGACGUAUUGUGGCAGCCUGCCAGGGAGGACAAAGGCCGCACUGUCUGGCUGCGGGUGCACCCCUCCAUCUUUGACGAGGUGUGGGAGACGAUGACGACUGCGAUUUCGGCACACUCAGACGAGUUCGGGGCCCUUCUUGUUCACGACCUGCGUGACACACUCGAGUCUUUCGAGAUCACUGGGCCCCUGGCAGGACAGGUACUCAGCCGUUCGAUGCGGAUCUGCAACUCCGAGCCCGAGGACAAGAAGCGCGCUCUUGCGUCUCUCCUUCACGGGGACCCGGCCGAGUGCCCAGACGGGAUGAUCGUGGGCUUCAAGGUGUACGACCCUCGGUUGUCUUAUCCUCCUGCGCGCAUACAAGAGACCCCCACCUUGAUCCAGUCCCCCUGGGAGACUCUCCAGACUCCUAAGGGAGUGUCAACGGAGCUGUGGGAUGCCGAUGUGCGCACACCGCUUUCGAAGCCGCGGUGGAAAAAGUCAGAUCUCGACGCGCGCCGGCACCAGCUCGACGUGCCAGGUACUCGGCUCUCCGCAACAGUAAACGACGAUCGUGUGCCUGUUAUUCUCAUUAAGAACACUGUGCAGAGCCAGACCCCAGGACAAGAGGCUUCGGGCUUCCAUAGCUGGACACUCCUCAUCCCGCAUGGGUGGUCGAUGGCGUUCCUCCCGUCGUUUGUCUACUGCAACGCUCGCUUGGCUGGUGUUGUGGAGCGCCGCAACCGGUGCCGCGAGGCUGGAGUUCCCUCAUUCCCCGAACACUACUCGUCGGUCUGUCACGCGUCUGACGCGUGGGAGGCGCAACAAUCUCAGGUAGACCAGGUGCGCUGGCUCCGCAAGCCGCCAGGUAAACGUCCCGAGUUCUCGGUGUUAGGGACCCGGUGGCCCUUCCGCCCAGUGUGGGCUGAGGUGCUGGGGGAUGCUGGAGUGACCUCGGCUGAGGAAACUGCCACGAAUGGUCAAGCCGAGCUCCGAACAUGGCUGUUUAACCCCGCCCUUGCGCCUUGCGUCGCAACUCUCGUCGCGGCCGAGGACCCGGCUGUUCGCCUUCUGGAGUGCGUGAACGUCUUCCGACAGCGUCGCGGAAUGUCGCAGCUGCCACUGUCCGCCACGCAAGAGCUCUUCACCAGCGCUCUCUGCCAGGUUCAGGUUGAGAUGAUCGGGCGCGGCUCGCCAUCCGACAUGGCGACGAUCACCGAGCUCGACGCGGCUGAGCGGAACAUUUGGCUUAACGCCCACGCCCAGGACCAGAAUACGGCAGUACAGCAUAGCGGCGCGAGCGAGCUGCUGAAGCUGGGCGAGGAGCACAGCGACAAGGGUGUGAUCGGCUUUGUGACAACCGGCAACAUCUCGCUCACUCGCGGCGAGGGACAUGGACUUGGUAUGGUUUCACUGGCCGGUUACCACCGCCUCCUGGUUGCUGCGCGUCAGUCCCCACAACCAGAGCUCGCAGUCGUCAAGAUUAAAAACCGCGACGGACACAUCUUCCGCCUCGCGUCGCUCACCCUCGUCCAGUGA